Arabidopsis arenosa is the source of this 2399-nucleotide messenger RNA. Lineage: Eukaryota; Viridiplantae; Streptophyta; Magnoliopsida; Brassicales; Brassicaceae. The record is from the annotation of a GenBank genome assembly.
AUCUUCUUGGUAUCAAAUUUUCUUACCUUUUUUGUUUUGUAAUCCCCAAUUCUUAGAAUCAAAACCACGUCAAUUCUUUUUUUCUUAGGCAUAUAUUCUCUCUGUUUCAAACUUUGUGUCUCUUCCUUCUUCUUCUGCUCUAAUCGUUCGUUUUCGGGACGAGGGAGAUGUUAAAUCCGGGUCACGGAAGAGGACCCGAUUCGGGUACUGCUGGUGGUGGGUCGAACUCGGACCCGUUUCCGGCGAAUCUUCGAGUUCUUGUCGUUGAUGAUGAUCCAACUUGUCUCAUGAUCUUAGAGAGGAUGCUUAGGACUUGUCUCUACAGAGUAACUAAAUGUAACAGAGCAGAGAUCGCAUUGUCUCUGCUUCGGAAGAACAAGAAUGGUUUUGAUAUUGUUAUCAGUGAUGUUCAUAUGCCUGACAUGGAUGGUUUCAAGCUUCUCGAACACGUUGGUUUAGAGAUGGAUUUACCUGUUAUCAUGAUGUCUGCGGAUGAUUCGAAGAGCGUUGUGUUGAAAGGAGUGACUCACGGUGCAGUUGAUUACCUCAUCAAACCGGUACGUAUUGAGGCUUUGAAGAAUAUAUGGCAACAUGUGGUGCGGAAGAAGCGGAACGAGUGGAAUGUUUCGGAACAUUCUGGAGGAAGUAUUGAAGAUACUGGCGGUGACAGGGACAGGCAGCAGCAGCAGAGGGAGGAUGCUGAUAACAACUCGUCUUCGAUUAAUGAAGGGAAUUGGAGGAGCUCGAGGAAGCGAAAGGAAGAGGAAGUAGAUGAGCAAGGGGAUGAUAAGGAGGACACUUCGAGUUUAAAGAAACCACGCGUGGUUUGGUCGGUUGAAUUGCAUCAGCAGUUUGUCGCUGCUGUGAAUCAGCUCGGCGUUGACAAAGCGGUCCCUAAGAAGAUCUUAGAGAUGAUGAAUGUACCCGGGCUAACGCGAGAAAACGUAGCCAGUCAUCUCCAGAAGUAUCGGAUAUAUCUGAGACGGCUUGGAGGAGUAUCGCAGCACCAAGGAAAUAUGAACCAUUCGUUUAUGACUGGUCAAGAUCAGAGUUUUGGUCAUCUUUCUUCGUUGAAUGGAUUUGAUCUAGCUGUUGCGGGUCAGCUUCCUGCUCAGAGCCUUACACAGUUUCAAGCAGCUGGCCUUGGUCGGCCUACACUCUCUAAUCCGGGGAUGUCAGUUUCUCCCCUUGUAGAUCAGAGAACCAUCGUCAACUUUGAAAACCCGAAAAUAAGAUUUGGUGAUGGACAUGGGCCGACGAUGAACAAUGGUAAUAAGCAGAUGAAUUUACUUCAUGGUGUCCCUACGGGUAUGGAACCAAAACAAUUCGCAGGUAGUCACAUGCGUGUGCAGCAACAAAUCACUGGUGUGCGUCCUGGACAGAAUGUUCAGAGCAGGGGAAUGAUGUUACCUGUAGCAGACCAGCUACCUCGAGGAGGGCCAUCAAUGCUACCAUCCCUUGGGCAACAGCCGAUAUUGUCAAGCAGCGUGUCAAGGAGAAGCGAUCUCACUGGUGUGGUGGCGGUUAGAAACAGUAUCCCAGAGACCAACAGCAGAGUGUUACCAACUACCCACUCGGUCUUCAAUAACUUCCCCUCGGAUCUACCUCGCAAUAGCUUCCCAUUGGCAAGUGCCCCAGGGAUUUCAGUUCCAAUGUCGGCUUCUUACCAAGAAGAGGUCAACAGCUCGGACGCCAAAGGCGGUUCAUCAGCUGCUACCGCGGCUACUGCAGGGUUUGGUAACGCAACCUACGACAUAUUUAAUGAUUUUCCGCAGCACCAACAGCACAACAACAACAUCAGCAACAAACUUAACGAUUGGGAUCUGCGGAAUAUGGGAUUAGUCUUCAAUUCCAAUCAGGACGCAGCAACUGCCACCACCGCUGCAUUUUCCACUUCGGAAGCAUACUCUUCGUCUUCCACACAGAGAAAAAGGCGGGAAACAGACGCAACAAUGAUGGCCGAGCAUGGGCAGAACCUGCAGCCACCAAGCCGGAAUCUGAAUCAUCUGAACCACGUUUAUAUGGAUGGUGGUUCAGUCAGAGUGAAGUCAGAAAGAGUGGCGGAGACCGUGACUUGUCCUCCAGCAAAUACAUUGUUUCAAGAGCAGUAUAAUCAAGAAGACCUGAUGAGCGCAUUUCUCAAACAGGAAGGCAUUCCAUCGGUAGAUAACGAGUUCGAUUUUGACGGAUACUCCAUCGAUAAUAUUCCGGUCUGACUACAGAAACUCAGACUACUGCAAGAUUCUUAGUUUUUCUUUUCCCUCCUUCAAGGUACAAAGCUCAACAAAUGGCGAUAAUCGAAGGGGAAAAUAGAAAAGAUCAUGUGUUGUAUCUUUAGAUGAUAAUCUGCAGGAAAUUCAAAAGCAGAUUAUAGAAGACAAUAAUAGUUUUCUUUUUGG